AUGUUCAAUCUCCGAGUUCUCUGCCGAGAUCAGCCUCAGCGGACAAUUGCGCUGGUGACGGCCGAGCAUGUCUUAAUCUUCCACUACAGUGCAACCGAUGCCGGGUCUGGGUCAACACCACGUUGCCAGGUGGAAUUCGUGGAUGUUGCAUCCGCAGAUCUCGGGGCCUUUCGGCCUUUGGGUGCUGGUCAUGGUACUUUGGGCUUGGUCACGCUAAAUGAAGACCUGUUCGUCUGUGUUGUCACCACAUCAUCUCAAGCUGCUACUGUAAGACCAGGAGAAGCUGUGUCUAGAAUUGAUUCUGUAGAUUUCUAUUGCCUCAAUCGUUCAGAAUAUGAAUACGGCCUCGAUUAUGAACCUGGGACUCAAUUUGCCGUCGAGGAGCGGACCGGUCAAGAUAGCCGGGAUGUGAUGACAGAACACCCUUUCCAGGCCCUGAAAAAGCUUCUCGGAGAUGGUAGUUUUUACUACAGUCUUGAUUUCAACCUCACAGAUCGUUUACAAGAUCGCUCGGAUAAGUCGGCGGCAUUUGAUAUCGAUUCCUUGGAUGAGGACAUGCUUUGGAAUUCAUACAUGAUCAAUCCACUUCUCCUUUUCCGAAGUCAUUUGCCACCCGCAGAUAAGGCCAAGCUAGACUCUUCUCAGCUGCUGACAUGCGUCAUCCGGGGAUACGCAAGCACUCUAAAGAUUCCGGCCACAGUCUCGAUUCUGCCUCAGGUGCGGACAAACUUUCCAUCUCUUCUGACCAUUGUCUCACGACAGUCCUCUCGGCGUGCGGGCACGAGAUUCAACUCGCGAGGAAUUGAUGAUGACGGCAAUGUGGCCAACUUUGUGGAGACUGAAUUGAUUCUCUGGGUCUCACCAGGUAUUACUUUCUCGUACGUCCAAGUCCGAGGCUCGGUACCAAUCUUCUGGGAGCAAACACCCGGUUUGAUUCCAGGACAGCAAAAGAUCGAGGUAACACGGUCAAGUGAGGCAACUCAACAUGCAUUCAAUCAGCACUUUGAAACCCUUGAACUGGAGUAUGGAGCCACGCAUGUGGUCAAUCUCCUAAGCGAGCUCAGAUCUGGCGAAGCAGAUUUGUCGGCCAAGUAUCGUCAACACAUUGCCCGUAGUUCCCUAAGGAAAAAGGAAGACCCUGAACAUCAUAGCCUUCUACGGCUAACAGAAUACGAUUUUUUGGCUGAGACCCGUGGUCCAGCUGGCUACGAAGCGAGCAACCAAAUCAAGUAUGAGCUGGCUGGGUCCCUGGACGGGUUUGUCUAUUUUCUGUCCGAGGACUCUACGCGGUCUGCUGCAUCUCUUUUUGAAAGGGAUGACGUUCCUGGUGCCUCCUCGGUCAUCCUGCAGCAGGAGGGAGUUUUCCGAACCAACUGCCUGGACUGUCUGGACCGAACAAACCUUGUCCAGACAAUUAUCAGUUCGAUGGCAUUGGAGUCAUUUCUAGCACACCAGGGUGGAAGGUUUGGCUCAGAUAUGCAAAUGCGUCAUUCAACCCUCUGGGCAGACAAUGGGGAUGCCCUCUCUAAGAUCUAUGCCGGUACUGGGGCUUUGAAGUCCUCUUUCACUCGUCAUGGAAAAAUGUCGCUUGCGGGGGCUCUGGCUGAUGCCCGAAAAAGUGCUACCCGGCUCUACGUCAAUAACUUUACCGACAAGGCUAAACAGAGAACGAUUGACCUUCUGUUGGGUCGAUUGGCCAAUCAAAUGCCGGUUCACCUUUAUGACCCAAUGAAUGAUUUAGUCACUGAAGAACUCAAUCGACGUGCUUCUGAAUACUCUUCCACCAAACAUAUCCGUCUUUGGGUUGGCACUUUCAACGUGAACGGUCGUGAUGAAGGGCCUGGCACCGAUCUUACGCCUUGGCUUUUCCCCGAGGCGGUCCAAUCUAACGAAGACCCUGUUAUCUUUGCCGUUGCAUUUCAAGAGAUUGUUGACUUAAGCCCUCAACAGAUCAUGUCAACUGAUCCGAGUACCCGCAAGGUUUGGCAGAGAGCCGUGCAAGAUUGUUUAAACAGUCAUACAAUGGCAAAGGGCACGGGCAAAUAUGUGCUGCUAAGGACCGGGCAGCUCGUGGGUGCUGCGCUGAUGAUCUACGUGAAAUCAGAUGCACUCAAGGAAAUCAAGAAUGUCGAAGGUGCCGUCAAAAAGGCAAGACUUUCGGGGAUUGCUGGUAACAAAGGCGGCUGUGCAAUUCGCUUUGAUUUCUCCAAUACCAGUAUUUGCUUGGUAACCGCACAUCUGGCAGCCGGGUUUGCAAACUAUGACGAGCGGAACCGAGACUACGAAACCAUCGAUCGAGGCUUGCGGUUCCAGAAGAACCGAACCAUUGCAGAUCAUGAUGCGGUGAUCUGGCUUGGAGAUUUCAAUUACCGUAUUGGGCUAGGGAAUCAGAUCGUGAGAGAUCUUCUGUCUCAGCGUGAUUACCAAAAACUCUAUGAAAAUGAUCAGCUAAAUCUCCAAAUGACUGCCGGGAGAGCCUUCCAGUUUUAUUCCGAAGGCCCCAUUGGGUUUGCCCCAACGUACAAAUAUGAUAUUGGGACUGAUAACUACGAUACCUCUGACAAGGCCCGUAUCCCUGCAUGGUGUGAUCGAGUGCUAUGGAGAGGACCCAACCUGCGUCAAACCCAAUAUCAAGUAGCUGAUCUACGUGUGUCGGAUCAUCGUCCCGUGUGGGCCACCUUUGAUGGAGUAAUUGAUGUUGUCGACCAUGCCUUCAAGGAUAAUCUGCGGCGUAUGCUUUACGAAGAAAAACAGCACGACGCUCUCUCUGAUUCCAUUCAUCUUAUGGAUAUGGAUGAUGACGAUAGUCUACCACAAGGAUCAAUUGCACCUGGGUUGCCACCUGCCAGCUCUGACCGAAGCAGGUGGUGGUUGGACAAUGGUGCACCAGGCAAGGCGACAAUUCAACCACCUAGAGAGGGACUUGUUGCCAACAUGCAGCGCAAAUCCAAUCCUUUCUCCGCAGACUCCGAACCUGACUGGGUGCCAGCUUCGCGACUGACGAAGACCAGCAUUGACAGGAAGCCUGCACCACCUCCCCGACGCGGUAGAACCUUGAACGACCAGGCACCCACAUCUAUAGAUGCAAACUCACCACUAGUGGACAAAGCACCGCCAGCUGUUCCUCGGAAGCCCAUGUCACUCAGCUCACAACUAUCUCCACGCUCGCCAAUGUCUAACGGACAAUCCUACUCCACCAUGUCCCUAGAAAAUCCUGAUAGAAACCGUUCAUCUCGCACGGGCACAGGUGGGGCAGGCGGUCCUGAUCUCCUUGGUGAUCCUAUGGAUGAACAAAUUGCGUGGAAACCACUCCUUCCCCAAUGA
This is a messenger RNA of Penicillium pulvis, 3324 nucleotides long. Its product is annotated as SacI domain and endonuclease/exonuclease/phosphatase family protein. The transcript is spliced from 7 exons. Gene Ontology annotation, molecular function: phosphatidylinositol-3,5-bisphosphate 5-phosphatase activity; phosphatidylinositol-4,5-bisphosphate 5-phosphatase activity. NCBI's taxonomy places the organism in Eukaryota, Fungi, Ascomycota, Eurotiomycetes, Eurotiales, Aspergillaceae. The record is from RefSeq and is a predicted model, not a curated record. Bases 1 to 3324 code for a protein of 1107 amino acids. Gene Ontology annotation, biological process: phosphatidylinositol dephosphorylation. Gene Ontology annotation, cellular component: membrane; cytoplasm.